AUGCGGUGGCAUGACGAGCCGGAUCGCCGAACAUUGACUGUGUUUGCCAGCUGCAGGGUCGGAGCCAUGGUAGUCUGGGCGGUGCAGAAGCCAUGGCUGAAGCAGAACCUCCCGUACCGGGCCAACUUUCCGGCCUUCCCGGCUUUGGGUGGUUUCGGCGGCGGUUUCGGCGGCAACGCCUGGCAGCAGCGGCGGCCUCCGCCCACCGUGCCGGCGGACUUUCAGGUGGACUCCAACGAACGGCAUGAGGGAACUUGUGUCUACUACCACAAGUACAGGGGAUAUGGGUUCUUGGAGCCAUCUCACGUGGGCACAAUCCCUACGAACAAAGUCUUCGUCCACUGGAAGCAGCUGACCAGUGAUGACCGGUUUCCCUUCCUGGUCAAGGGCCUACAGGUGGAGUUCAGCAUCAUGGUGGCCAAGGACUUCCGUCAAGGGCUCAACACCCUUCGGGCCAAGAACGUCACUCUCGCGGGAGGCGAGACCAUCGCUCUCCAGGAUGAGUUGGACGCCACAGAAAAGCAGUUCGUGGGUGGGCAGCACUUAAGGUAUACCGGCACCUUGAAGUUUUAUUCGCCCAGGCACGGGUUCGGCUACGUCAUGAUGGACGAAGGCUAUGACGUGGACGCCAGCGUCCCGCUCGAGCUACGUGUGGACCACGAAGAGGUCAAUGCUGCUGGGCAGCAGCCCGUCCAUAUGCGUGGUAUUGCCGUUGAGUUUGGCAUCUACCGGACGGACCGCGGCCAGUACAAGGUCUACAACAUGACCUUGCAAGGAGGUCAUCCCUUGACCCAGGAUGCGCUGGAGAACCGCAUCUCGAUGGGAAUGGGUAUGUACAGAGGUCAGAUCGCCUUCUGGAACUGGAGGCAAGGCUAUGGCUUCAUUCGCCCCGACCCAACGGCCAUCCUGCCGGAGAAGGUGGUGGCGCGGUUGCUGGAGCAAGCGGAGGCCGCGCGCCAGCGGGGCAAGAAGAUUGCCGAGGAUACCCUCCUCUACUUCCGGCGCCCAGAUGUCACACCCAUGCUGAUUCCACAGCAGGGCAUGCAGGUCGGAUUCCAGGUCUACAUUGAUGACAAGGGAGCUGGAGCGUGCGAUGUCACUGCGUAG
This is a messenger RNA of Symbiodinium natans, 1107 nucleotides long. The record is from the annotation of a GenBank genome assembly. NCBI's taxonomy places the organism in Eukaryota, Dinophyceae, Suessiales, Symbiodiniaceae.